AUGAGCGACCCUUUCUACCUGGCCGAUAUUCUUCUGGGGCGCGUCGGCGUGUUGCGCUCCACGGCUGAGAGCAUCAUCCUGGAGCUAUGUGAGGCACACGCCAAGAUGGAGCCCGGACAGGCCUCCGACGACGCGCUGCGUCUAGCUAUCAAGAACAAACUGGAGCGCGUGCAAACCAAUCUCAAACUGCUGCGCAAGCUCGUGCCCGAGUUCGAUGGGAAGACGAAGCCCAUUGAGGGCGUGAGCCAGACUCACCGCAACCUCAUGCUCGAGUACCACUGGAAAAGCCAGGUUCAGGACAUGGGCGCUAAGGCUCAGGCCGUGUAUUUGGAGCAGUUGAGCGGCGCCUUCCCUCGCCUCGAGAUGCUGGGUGACGUACGCUGCCCUCCCACCCCCAGCAGCCUCUUCGUGCCUAAGUCGCACAAGCGCAGCAGGGUGUUCGACCCCUUCGGAGAGAAGCAGCCAGCCACACUCAACGAGAUGAUGGACUACAUGAUGGCCAAGAACCGUAAACUCAAGUUUUUCAAGCACGCUGAGACUACACGGGGCGGCCGUCGAGUUAUCAAAUCAAUCAAAUGUGAGAUAAACAAGGAAGUAACAGUGCAUCUGAGCUUCUGCCCGCCCAUUCCUGAGAGCGGACCCAACGGCGAGGCUGGAGUGGCUGCUAGCCCCAUGACACCGUCUACACCAACUUCCCCAGCCUUCGCCGGUGGCCGCCUGCGUAGCACUCGCAAUAAGCACAAGAAACAGCAACAGCAGCUUGUGAAGAAGAAAAAAGGUGAUAUGCUCACGAAGGCCAAGCUCGCUGCCGAGGAGGCCACAAAGAUGGAGAUGGAGGAACUUAAGCAGCGCAUUACUGAGGCGCGCGAGGCAAUUAAAGAGCAGGAGCAGGCUCGAGCCGCUGGUCUGCAGGUGACCAAGUACACCCAGCGACUGUCCAUCUUUCCUUACAAUGAGGAUGCCCCACUCGGCGCGUGGUCGGAAUCAUCGCACAAUCUUUUCCGUCUUGUUACGCUGCACGGCCGUAAAGCACUGGACCAUUUCCGUAAGCAGCGCCCGGAGACAUGUUUCUACCAUCUCUUCACGUGGCUUGGUUACUACGACAAGAUUAACCAGACACCAUGCUCGUUUUGCAAGAAGCUGCUUGCCAAGGAAAACGAGGAGUGGGCCUAUGUACCUCCGUCCUUCCGCGACUACGCGAAUGGACAAGCUUUCCACUCCAAGUGUCUUCCCAUUGAAUAAUGGAGUCCGACAGGCUUGUCUGCAGUAGCAGCCACCACAGUUGCCUUGAUGAGUCCAACACGAAAGGACCAACCAGUGA
Molecule: messenger RNA, 1321 nt
Organism: Phytophthora infestans T30-4
Lineage: Eukaryota; Oomycota; Peronosporomycetes; Peronosporales; Peronosporaceae
Exons: 2
Coding region: 1-1242 (413 amino acids)
Biological process (GO): regulation of transcription by RNA polymerase II
Cellular component (GO): mediator complex
Molecular function (GO): transcription coactivator activity
Source: RefSeq, a predicted model, not a curated record